UUGCUUUCUAACUGCCAUUAAACACAAGAAGAAGAAGAAUCUCUUCUUCUAUGGCAUCAUCACCUCCUCCUGGGAAACCAAGGAUCGCUGCUGUCCUGGUUCUGCGGGGUUCCGUGGAUGUGUGGGCGGUCCUGGACAAAUGCCUGGUUUCCAGUCGGCAGGUCUGCAGGACGAAGUCCUGCUUCAGGGCCCUAGGGUCCUGGUUACAGGAGCGACGGGUCUUCUGGGCCGGGCCGUCUGUAAAGAAUUUCAGAGCAACGGGUGGAUGGUGACUGGGACCGGAUUCCGGAGAGCCCGGCCACGCUUCCUGAGGUGUGACCUGACCGAUGAGGAUGCUGUCAGGAGACUGCUGCAGGAGUACAAGCCCGAUGUGAUCGUUCACUGUGCAGCAGAACGACGUCCAGACGUCAUGGAGCAGCACGCGGAUGCUGCGGUCAGUCUGAACGUGCACGCCACCAGCACCGUGUCCAAGGAGGCAGCUGUCUGCGGGGCUCUCCUCAUCUACAUCAGCACCGACUACGUGUUUGAUGGUCGGAACCCCCCCUACGGAGAGGACGACUGUCCCAACCCGCUCAACCUGUACGGUCGAAGCAAACUGGAGGGCGAGAGAGAGACGCUCAGACUCUGCCCAGGUGCAGUGAUCUUGCGUGUCCCUGUCCUGUUUGGGGAGGUGGAGUCUGUGACGGAGAGCGCCGUGACAUCACUGUGGCAGAAGGUUCAGGAGGCGACCGAGGAGAGCUACCCGCUCGACCACUGCCUGCAGAGGUUCCCCACCGAUACUCGAGACGUCGCCACCGUCUGCAGGAAGCUGGCUGAAAGAGCAAGACAGGAUCCGUCCAUCCGAGGAAUUUUCCAUUUUUCAGGAAAAGAGCAGAUGACCAAAUAUGAGAUGGCUGUUGCCAUGGCACAGGCCUUCAACCUGCCGUCCAAUCACCUCAUACCUCUGACUGAGCAGCCAGCCGGGUCAGCUCCUCGUCCAAUCAACAGCCAGCUAAACUGCUCCCGUCUGGAGCUGCUGAACCUGAGUGUCGAGCCGCAAGCGUUCUCCACCGCCAUCACAGAGUGUCUGUGGCCGUUCACUGCUGACAAACGUUGGAGACAGACCGUCUUUCACUGAGGCUUAUCCUGCUGUGUUUGUUUGAAACUGCACAAAUCAAAAAUAAAACUGACCUGCUUCAAAUGUGA
Molecule: messenger RNA, 1185 nt
Organism: Fundulus heteroclitus (mummichog)
Lineage: Eukaryota; Metazoa; Chordata; Actinopteri; Cyprinodontiformes; Fundulidae
Gene: mat2b
Product: methionine adenosyltransferase II, beta
Exons: 7
Coding region: 140-1117 (325 amino acids)
Biological process (GO): S-adenosylmethionine biosynthetic process
Cellular component (GO): methionine adenosyltransferase complex
Molecular function (GO): methionine adenosyltransferase regulator activity
Source: RefSeq, a predicted model, not a curated record